AUGGGGAGGUUAGGGAUUUUGCCAAAUGGUCACCUUCCCUACUUUUACACUUUCAAGAGAAAUUCAAGGUCUGUGAUAUCGAUAACGCCACGAAGGGAGGCGUCGAAAAGCGGCACUGCCACAAACUCUAGAAAUUUGGGGAAGGGGAAGGCGGUGGUUUUUGUUCAUGGUCUGCCGCCACCGCCGAUAGGUUCGUUGAAUGAGAGUGUUGCGAAGGUAGUUUUGGAGAACUUGGAGGAUUGGAGACGGUUUAGAGAUGCAAGAUUGUUAGACAAGGUGAAAAUGGAAAGGAGGAACCAAUAG
Ilex paraguariensis (yerba mate) is the source of this 303-nucleotide messenger RNA. NCBI's taxonomy places the organism in Eukaryota, Viridiplantae, Streptophyta, Magnoliopsida, Aquifoliales, Aquifoliaceae. The record is from the annotation of a GenBank genome assembly.